Molecule: messenger RNA, 480 nt
Organism: Parastagonospora nodorum SN15
Lineage: Eukaryota; Fungi; Ascomycota; Dothideomycetes; Pleosporales; Phaeosphaeriaceae
Exons: 2
Coding region: 1-480 (159 amino acids)
Source: RefSeq, a predicted model, not a curated record
AUGCUUGAAGGCGAGCUCUAUGUUGACUUUGGUUACAAGCGUGUUCUGCUCACACCCUCUGAAGGCGAUCUAGAGAUCCCCGCUUGGGCCAGGAACCGAGUUAUACCAUUACCACCCUCCGAAGACCGAAAUGCACCAGGUUCUUACUCAAUGGUCCCGGAGCAGUCGGAUUACAUGCUGGAUGCGAUCUUCUACGAGAAUUACUACAGAUACAUGGAUCACGCGUUAGCUCCUGGUGGUGAAGGUAUCAGUGUUAUACAAGUACUUUGCAUGUUCGACCGUGGCGGCUCAUGCCUGGCGCUGCCAAAUUCCAUACCAUUCAGUCUAACUCUUUCCAAGGCGAUGACUGUAGUAUUUGGCCGCUGGUUAGGAGUUAUCCUAGGUUAUCAGCCAUACUACAAGGAGUGGACUACUGAUAGGGAGACUGCCAAGCAGCGUAUGAGCACAUCGAUCUUUACGAGUCGCUUCGUACGCGAUUGA